Messenger RNA from Endocarpon pusillum Z07020, 1926 nucleotides. RefSeq lists its product as uncharacterized. Gene Ontology annotation, molecular function: transmembrane transporter activity. The record is from RefSeq and is a predicted model, not a curated record. The transcript is spliced from 4 exons. Gene Ontology annotation, biological process: transmembrane transport. The coding region runs from base 1 to 1926 and encodes 641 amino acids. NCBI's taxonomy places the organism in Eukaryota, Fungi, Ascomycota, Eurotiomycetes, Verrucariales, Verrucariaceae.
AUGGACAUAGUCGACCGUGAGGUCGAAGUAGCAGAGGAGCAAGCCAGCAGGGGUUUCUCUGGCCAAAGUCUGGAGCACCAUCAACACCUCGAGAGAGCCACGAGGACUUCCACGGUAUCCAGCUCUGGCUCAUCGGCCACCACCUCCUCCAUCUCGACCCGGCCCGACUUGCAUGCCACGAUGUCAAUGGGACGAGCCACCACGGCCAAUACCCUAGAAAGACGGAGGACAAACGCAAUUGAGAUGCACAGGACAGAAACACAGCGGCUACAACAUAGUCACACUGUAGGGGCACGCAUCACCAAGACAAGAACCUCUCAGAAGCCUUUGCCAAAUUUCGGAGGUGGGAAGCCAUAUCCGCCUGAUCUGCCGGCACAGGAUGAGUACGUGGUGGAAUAUGAUGGGAAGGACGAUCCAUUACAUCCGCAGAACUGGUCAAUGACACGGAAACUCCAUAUCAGUGUCAUCUUGGCAUAUACCUGUCUCUGCUCCACUUUCACUUCUUCCGUCUUUUCCGCUUCAACACAAGCUGUAGCAACACAGUUUCGUGUCAGUGUCGAAGUAUCUACACUCUCGACAUCGUUAUUCGUAUUAGGUUAUGCUUUUGGUCCAAUUCUGUGGGGACCACUUUCAGAGCUGGAGGGGCGGCGGCUCCCCAUCAUGAUCGGAAUGUUUGGCUUUAGCAUAUUCAACCUGGCAGUUGCUGUCUCCAAAGACAUCCAAACGCUACUGAUCUCCCGCUUCUUCUGCGGUAUCUUUGGUUCCUGUCCUCUCGCUGUUGUAGCCGCCGUCUACACCGAUAUCUUCGACAACAAACAGCGAGGUCCUGCCGUGACCAUCUUCGCAACCACAGUCUUUAUGGGGCCAAUGUUGGGACCAUUCAUUGGAGGCUUUAUUGUUACUUCGUACCUUGGAUGGCGAUGGACAGCUUACCUGUCCAGCAUUAUGGGAUGGCUGUCCUUUGGACUGAUCAUCCUCUUUCUCCGCGAAUCCUACCCACCAGUGGUACUUGUGGCCAAGGCUGCUGAACUUCGUCGUCGAACCAAGAAUUGGGGCAUCCACGCCAAGCAGGAGGAAGUAGAAGUCGAUAUCAGCGAACUCAUCACCAACAAUUUCUCCCGCCCUAUCCGUCUGCUCUUCACCGAACCCGUCAUUCUUCUCAUCACGAUUUACAUGAGUUUCAUCUACGGCAUACUCUACCUCUUCCUGACUGCCUACCCCUUAGUUUUUCAAGGCGUCCAUGGCAUGUCUCCUGGCGUUGGUGGCCUACCAUUCUUCGGAAUGGUUGUUGGCCUCUUCAUCGUCGCAGCGUAUAUUAUCUGGUCCGCAAAGGGAUACAACAAGAAAUUAGCCGCUAACGGCGGUGUACCGGUGCCGGAAUGGCGACUCCCCCCCGUCAUCAUUGGCGGCACGCUAUUUGCUGCUGGACUGUUCUGGUUUGGUUGGACUGGAUUCACUAGGGAUAUUCAUUGGAUUGUACCUACCCUUUCAGGCUUACUUACCGGAUUCGGCAUCUUGGCUAUCUUCAUUCAACUAUUCAACUACAUCAUCGAUUCUUACCUCAUGUUCGCCGCAUCAGCAAUAGCAGGUAACACCUUCCUCCGCUCCAUCACCGCGGCUGGCUUCCCUCUCUUCGCACGUCAAAUGUUCAACGGUAUGGGCAUCCAGUAUGCGGGCACUUUGCUCGGCUGUUUUGCUGCCUUGUUGAUCCCGAUUCCGGUCUGUUUCUAUCUUUAUGGCAGGAGAUUGAGGGAGAGAAGUCGUUUUAGUCCUACGAUGGCGGAUAAGCCACCGAUGGAUGAGGAGAGCAGUUUGGCUGAGGAGCUGGGGGAGGGGAAUGGGGAUGGAGGAGAUUCGGAUGCGGUGCAUUCGCGGGCGACGGAUGGGACAGGGACGGUGAAUGGGGAUGUGGAGAAGGAAGGUUGA